AUGCACUUUGACGACAUCUAUGCCAACAUCACCGCUCGACGAAAUCGUAUUUUCUUGUUGAUGGAGGAGGUCCGCAGGCUGCGUAUCCAGCUGCGUGCCAAGGGAGGCACAGAGUCCAAGGAGGCCUUACUGGAGAGCGAGACAUAUCCAUCCUCCAUCCCCCUCUUCCCCGCCAUCUCGGACGAGACCCUCAAGCGGUACUGGCGGUACUACUUCACUGCAGUGGCCGGAAUCAUCAGCUUUGGUGCCCUGCUGGCACCCACGCUGGAGCUUCGCCUAGGCCUGGGAGGCACCACCUACCGCGACUUCAUCGCCAGCUUGCACCUGCCAAAUCAGCUGGCGGACGUGGACCCCAUUGUGGCCUCCUUCUGUGGGGGCGCGGUCGGCGUUCUCUCCGCCCUGCUGCUGGUGGAGAUCAACAACGCUAAAGUGCACAACAAGCAGCGCUGCCUGUACUGCGAGGGGACAGGGUACCUGGCCUGCGGCGCAUGUGAGGGGGCCGGCAGCAACACCAAGGUUGCCGGGGGGGGGGCCUGCGCCAUCUGCGCGGGAACGGGCAAGGUCAUGUGCACCUCCUGCCUGUGCACAGGCAAGAAGCUGGCCACCGAGCAUGAUCCACGUAUUGACCCCUUCAACCCCUUCUAG
Messenger RNA from Auxenochlorella protothecoides, 645 nucleotides. RefSeq lists its product as hypothetical. Bases 1 to 645 code for a protein of 214 amino acids. Lineage: Eukaryota; Viridiplantae; Chlorophyta; Trebouxiophyceae; Chlorellales; Chlorellaceae. The record is from RefSeq and is a predicted model, not a curated record. The transcript has 4 exons.